Molecule: messenger RNA, 450 nt
Organism: Punica granatum (pomegranate)
Lineage: Eukaryota; Viridiplantae; Streptophyta; Magnoliopsida; Myrtales; Lythraceae
Source: RefSeq, a predicted model, not a curated record
AUGGAGAACCCGAAUGCUGCCGGUCAGUCCCCUUUCUUCCUCGUGGAAGUGAUCGGUGACUCUGAGGCUGCAUCAGAUCCUGCGUGGAAUGCCGAUGGCUGUGAGGCUGAAGAAGCGGAUCACGACGAUGAUGACGCCGAGUCCAGCAGCUGCGAUUCGUCCGAUCACCGUGAUCUCAAUCCCGGCUUUGACUCUGAGGGCUGCAGAGAUGAUGAAGCGGAAGCUGCAGCGGGAAUGAGCGGGGAUGAGCUGCAGAUAGAUCGGUUCCCAACGUACCGAGCAGGACUGUUCAGUCAGGAUCUGCAGGUUCCGAUGGCGGAGCAGAAGUCCUGCGUAUCCGUUGAUUCGGCUUCUCCGACGAAUGAGCUCAUGAAUGAGAUGGAGAGGAGCAGGCUGUUUUGGGAGGCCUGCUUAGCAUCAUCCUGGUUUUAUUUUAUUUGUUCUUUUUAA